UUUACUUCUAAAUGUAUGCUGGGUAGGUCACGCCACUUCCUAAAGCUCUAUUUCCCUGAAAUUAUAUGUACGGGCAAGCUUGCAGAGAAACCCGCAUUAUUACCCGAGCAUUGGAUCACAAUGUCACCAUCACGCACCACCACAAAGGUCAUCGUCGUUGGUGGAGGCGGUACUAUCGGGGCAUCAACAGCGUUGCAUCUUCUGGGUGCCGGCUAUAGCGCUUCCAAUAUAACAGUUCUUGACCCUUAUGCAAUCCCAUCCGCACAAUCAGCGGGAAAUGAUCUCAACAAAAUUAUGGGCAUUCGACUGCGUAAUGAAGUUGAUAUACAAUUGAGUAUAGAGGCGAGAGAUAUGUGGAAGAACGAUGCCUUGUUCAAGCCCUUCUUCCACAACACGGGUAGACUUGACUGUGCUCAUACUGAGGGAGAGCUCAAGUCAUUGAAGACAGAAUUUCAGAAACUACUCGAUGCCGGCCUCGGAGAGUCCCAUGAAUGGCUGGAUAGUGAAGACAAGAUUCUGGAGAAGAUGCCUCUUUUGGAUCGAAACAACAUAAAAGGAUGGCAGGCCAUAUAUAGCCGUGAUGGUGGGUGGUUGGCGGCUGCCAAAGCGAUCAAUGCCAUUGGAAUAGUGCUGAAAGAGCAAGGCGUCAAUUUUGGAGUUGGAAGAGCGGGAUCAUUCAAAAAACCUCUUUUCGCUGAUGAUUGUGUGGCUUGUGUGGGCGUCGAAACAACAGACGGGACACAAUAUUACGGAGAUAAAGUAGUGAUCGCCGCGGGUGCUUGGACAUCAACACUAGUUGAUUUGGAAGAUCAAUGCUGCUCAAAAGCAUGGGUUUAUGCCCAUAUUCGUCUAACAGCAGAAGAGGUUGCAGAAUAUAAGAAUGUUCCCGUGGUAUACAAUGGUGAUGUUGGGUUCUUCUUCGAGCCAGACGAGUAUGGUGUGAUCAAAGUGUGCGACGAGUUUCCCGGCUUCACUCGAUUCAAAAAACACCAGCCUUAUGGCGCUGAUGCUCCCAAACUCAUAUCAGUACCUCGCUCCCACGCAAAUCAUCCGACAGAUACAUAUCCCGAUGCCUCCGAGAAGUCGAUCCAGAAAGCCAUUGAUAUCUACCUGCCACGUUUCAAAGACAAGAACAAGUUCAACCGGACAAUGUGUUGGUGCACAGACACUGCUGAUUCAGAGCUUUUGAUGUGUGAACAUCCAAAGUGGAAAAAUCUCAUCAUAGCUUCUGGCGACAGCGGUCAUUCUUUCAAACUUCUUCCGAAUAUCGGAAAGCAUGUGGUAGAGCUUAUCGAAGGUAGAUUAGCAGACGAUAAGUCACAGGCAUGGAAAUGGCGUCCUGGCGGUGAUGCCUUGAAGUCGACCCGAGGUGCCCACGCAAAAGAUCUGGCAGACAUGCCCGGCUGGAAUCACGACAAAACUAUGGCUAAAUUUUAG
Messenger RNA from Periconia digitata, 1437 nucleotides. Lineage: Eukaryota; Fungi; Ascomycota; Dothideomycetes; Pleosporales; Periconiaceae. The record is from the annotation of a GenBank genome assembly.